Messenger RNA from Lactuca saligna, 417 nucleotides. The record is from the annotation of a GenBank genome assembly. NCBI's taxonomy places the organism in Eukaryota, Viridiplantae, Streptophyta, Magnoliopsida, Asterales, Asteraceae.
AUGUGUGCAUCUUGUGUGAACCCUAAGAAACUGAUUUUUAACCCUAAGAGGUUGAGAAUGAAAGGGGUUGAUCGGGUUGUGAAGCUGAUUGAUGAAAAGGCGGUUGUUUUGUUCUUGACAGCAGCAAAGGUAGGGGGUCUGUUGAUGUGUGGGGUAAGUGAGGAAUUAGCAUAUGAUGGUGGGAUGCUAGUAACAGAAACUGUUAUCGAACGUAAAAAAGCAAUAUUGGGGGUGAUUCAUGCUAUGAGAGAUCAUGAUUUGAAAAAUAAAAAUCGGAAUGUUGACUCACUGCUUGACUUUUUGAGUAGUGAGGAUGGAUAUGAUGAUGAUACUUCUUCUGAUAAUGGAAGGAUGCAAAGGUUAAGCAUUGAAGGUGAAGUUUCUGAAGCUGUGCCUAUGGAGAGAGAUUAUCCUUAA